AUAUCAAGAACAAGUUGCAAAUAGCAGCAGCAAUAAGAUCGUAGCUAAUGGAAUUUGGGAAUCUCCUCGGUCCCCAUUUUACAAUUAUCAAUUUCGAUCCUCUUCCUUGACCUCUCAUUCUCUCCCCUCCACAUAACCAGCACAAAAUGAAAGAUGAAAGUUUUCCUCCUGGAAUUUUCUCUCAAUCAGGAGAAGAAACUCACCGUUAAAGAAAUUAUUACGCACUACGGCGGAGCCGACCAUGGAUUUGGAUCUCGACCUCGAUUCUUUCUGGCCGUCGGAUCAGAUCUUUGCGGCGGGGAAUUCCUCGUCCCCGUUUCUGUUCUCAAACCCAGAGCAGCCUUGCACGCCUCUCUGGUCCUUUUCCGACGAGAAGUCGCCCGGAGCUCCAGCUGGUAGUUUUCGGCUAUCGGACUGCUCCAGAAGUCUUUCCUUUAUGACUUCAUCUUGCUUAGAACGUUGUAAUCCUGAUGCGACGACUCAAAGUUUACUGGGAAACGAUGAAAAAGGGAAACUUCCAUCUCCAUUAGAAGGACUUCUGCCAAUCGAUAAACCGGAUGGAACAUGUAUAAUCAAGGAGAGGAUGACACAGGCUCUUCGGUACUUCAAAGAUUUGACUGAACAGCACGUCUUAGCCCAGGUUUGGGCACCCGUAAAGGCUGGUGGUAGGUAUGUUCUGACGACUUCAGAGCAACCCUUUGUUCUGGACCCAAAUAGUAAUGGGCUUCAUCAGUAUAGGCUGGUUUCUUUGAUGUAUAUGUUUUCUGUGGAUGGAGAUACUGAUGUCCUUGGACUUCCGGGUCGAGUUUUUCGGCAAAAGAUGCCAGAAUGGACUCCCAAUGUCCAGUAUUAUUCUAGCAAAGAGUUUUCGCGAUUAAACCAUGCUCUGCAUUACAAUGUCCGGGGAACCUUGGCGUUGCCUGUAUUUGAGCCUUCUGGUCAGUCUUGCAUUGGUGUAGUUGAGCUUAUAAUGACUUCCCAAAAGAUUAACUAUGCUCCUGAAGUUGAUAAAGUAUGCAAAGCACUUGAGGCUGUAAAUCUGAAAAGUUCAGAGAUCUUGGAUCACCAAAGCACACAGAUAUGCAAUGAAGGUCGACAGAAUGCACUGGCGGAAAUCUUGGAAAUACUGACUGUGGUAUGUGAAACUCACACAUUACCUCUGGCUCAAACAUGGGUUCCAUGUAGGCAUCGCAGCGUCCUAGCAGAUGGUGGGGGUUUUAAGAAAACUUGCAGUAGCUUUGAUGGAAGCUGCAUGGGACAGGUUUGUAUGUCUACAACAGAUGUAGCAUUUUAUGUAGUGGAUGCUCACAUGUGGGGUUUUCGUGAUGCUUGUGCUGAGCAUCACUUGCAGAAGGGGCAGGGUGUUACUGGGAGGGCAUUUGCAUCACAUAACUCAUGUUUCUGCCCAGAUAUAACAGAAUUUUGCAAAACAGAGUACCCCUUGGUACAUUAUGCACGGAUGUUUGGGUUGAAAAGCAGCUUUGCUAUUUGUCUAAGGAGCACACAUACGGAAAAUGAUGACUAUGUUCUAGAAUUUUUUCUGCCCCCAAACAUCAUAGUUUACAGAGACCAGCAAAUCAUUUUGGAAUCAAUUUUUGAGACAAUGAAACGGCAUUUUGGGAGCCUGAGGGUUGCUUCAGGAAAAGACCUAGAACAUGAGCGGCAAUCUACUGAGUUUAUCAAGGCAUCCACGAGUGAAAAACUUACCUCAAGGCCAGAGCUAGCUUCAAUGUCUCCUCCCUGGCUUGAUUGCUUACCAAAUGGAGAGAAAGUUGAACCUGAUUUGCUGGAACAGCAGCCAUUAAUCCCAGGAUUUGCUGCUAACAGUGGUAAAGGAAGUGUUUGUAGCACUGCUGAAGUUCAAAAUGCUGCAUCUGUUGCGGACAAUAAAGACAUGGGCAAGAAACCAGAGAAAAGACGGGGCAAGGCAGAGAAAACAAUUAGUUUAGAAGUUCUGCAGCAAUAUUUUUCUGGUAGUCUUAAGGAUGCUGCAAAGAGUCUUGGUGUUUGUCCUACUACAAUGAAGCGCAUCUGUAGGCAGCAUGGGAUAUCCCGAUGGCCCUCUCGUAAGAUAAACAAAGUUAAUCGUUCUAUUUCGAAGCUAAAGCAUGUAAUUCAAUCCGUGCAAGGUGCUGAAGGAGGAUUUAAUUUGACUGCUUUGGCUACGAAUUCAGUUCCUGUUGCUGUUGGUUCAAUUUCUUGGCCACCAAGUGCCGAUAAAUCAAAUCUACAAACUUCACCUGGCUGUGGGCCAUCUGAAUUUCAGCAAGAUAAGAAUGAAGUUCCCAUUUGCAAGUCACCUGCAGGUGAUGAACAGGCCGAGACCUCCAAUUGCAUUCCAAGAGGCAGAUUUUUAGGAACUGAGGAUCUCAUUCCUCAAGGAACUGGGCUUCUCUCAGGUGAAGGCUUAAACCCAUCCAAAAGUGGCAUAAGAGAAGAGAGAACAGGUACCCCUACUUCCAAAGGUUCAUGUCAAUGUAGCCCUUGCCUGGGUAAUAGUGUUUCACCUAUUGAUGAAAGGUGCAUAAAUGUAGAGGGAUCACCAGAAUUUCCAUGUCAGCAAAUCAGAGAAAUUAAUUUAUCAGCUGCGUUUCCAAUCCCCGAUGCUUUUGUUAUGGUUCCCCAAAAGCCCUUUGGAGGGAUGCUAAUUGAGGACUCAGGGAGCUCGCAUGAUCUGAAAACUUUGUGCUCUCCUAGUGAAGCUCUGUUUGAUGAACAUGCCCCAGAAAACAGUUGGACAAGACCACUAUGUCCUGAAAUGCCGCAAACUUCGAUCAGGUCGGAUGUGAAAACAAUCACCAUAAAAGCCACAUAUAGAGAUGAUAUAAUCAGGUUUCGACUUUGUCUGGACCAGAGUAUUAUAAAGUUAAAGGAAGAAGUAGCAAAGAGGCUGAAGUUAGAGCUGGGCACUUUUGAUAUUAAGUAUCUAGACGACUAUCAUGAGUGGGUUCUAAUAGCUUGUGAUGCAGACUUGCAGGAAUGCAUUGAUAUUUCGAGAUCAACUGGUGGAAAUAUAAUCAGACUCUGUGUGCAUGAUAUUACGGCCAAUCUGGGGAGCUCAUGUGAGAGCUCCGGCGGAUGAGGAUAGGACUACGUGUACCUGGUAAACUAUAGAACAUUCUUACUUCGUUAGGACGAUUCAAGUGUUGUAGAAUAUUCUUGCAUUGUUAGGAUGAUUCAAGUGCAAGUGUAAAUUUGUUUAUUUGACAGCUGAGUUUUCACAAAAUUUUCUGUUGUAAUUGUUAAAUUUAGCCCUGGUAAAAAUA
Olea europaea var. sylvestris is the source of this 3266-nucleotide messenger RNA. RefSeq names its product protein NLP6-like. NCBI's taxonomy places the organism in Eukaryota, Viridiplantae, Streptophyta, Magnoliopsida, Lamiales, Oleaceae. Gene Ontology annotation, molecular function: DNA-binding transcription factor activity; protein binding. The transcript is spliced from 5 exons. The coding region runs from base 242 to 3082 and encodes 946 amino acids. The record is from RefSeq and is a predicted model, not a curated record.